Molecule: messenger RNA, 1749 nt
Organism: Heterobasidion irregulare TC 32-1
Lineage: Eukaryota; Fungi; Basidiomycota; Agaricomycetes; Russulales; Bondarzewiaceae
Exons: 4
Coding region: 1-1749 (582 amino acids)
Source: RefSeq, a predicted model, not a curated record
AUGUCACAUAUCUCGAAUGCAGAAAUCAGUGUUCGUCAUCUACCUGAUGUUUCCGACACAUCUAUUACUUUCCAAAUGCCUUCCGAUGGCCACUUCGAGGAGAGAUUGAUGGAUGAAGACAGCAAGGCAUUCCUUCUUGGAUUUGAUGAUAGCCUCGAAACUCCCAUCCCACCCACACGGUGUUCCGCCCAAGAUCCUUUGACCCUUGACCAGCUGACGCCACAGCGGAAACUGACCUCCGACAUACAGGACGCUCUGACAUCGACCUUUGCACCCCCAGAUGUCUCGAAUGCUGUAUCGCCGAAACUCCCGACAUCUCCUUUGCGUAUCGGAGGCCGCGCACAUACUAAGGCCCGCCCUACGCGAUCAAAACUUACAAAUAGCCACAUUACCCCCGACGCGUGGAGCACUAGUCGAUUCGGCAACCUGGAACUGGAAGCGGAUAGCUUGCUGCGAAGAAAUAGCGGUGCCGAUUCGAUCCGUGGAGCUCCCACUAGGCCGGGCGAGAGACGACCGGACGAGACGAGAACUGAACCACCGGAAGGCCAUCGAUUGCACAGCGAGGAAAGGGCGUCUGAACUACAAGAUUCUCGCACGGACACAGGGCCCAUCGAGUUUCCAUCCAGCUUUGUAUCCCAUACGCUAUCGAAACCCUCUCCGUCCAAUGGGGAAGUUGCAUGCGACGGUAUUGACACACAAAGCACUGGAGGUAGCAGUAGCAGGCUACUCAACGAGAGAACGUACUUCAAGUCGGUCCCGCAGCCCGAAUUAGCGCCCGUUCCUCACUGUCUGCCGAAGUCACCCGACCGUCCUCGUCCAGGUGUCGGUGCACGCGAUCAGGGACCGCUCACCCUCUCUCAACUGUCACCUCGCAAAGGUUCCGAAGGAGUCCUGUCAACGCAGGCCGUGCCACCAUCGCCUAUGAGGACUUCCAUGAAACGUUCCAUAUCUCCCUCGCUGCAUUCUAUUGAAGCAAGGGACAUGGGAAAACCGGCGGAUAAAAUUUCGAAUGAAAGACGAUCGAAACGUAUCAAGACCCUCCAGCUGUCUCUCGCAAGGAACGUGGUUGAACUCAACGCUUCUUCUCAGCGUCUGACCAGAGCUCCGCCGGCAGCAAGGAAUUUCACUCAGCAGGGGCGCCGGACAUCGCUGAGGAAAGAUCGGAGCGCCUCGACAUCUUCCAGAACUCUGCAUGUUUCCAGCUCCAGCGACGCGAGGCGUUCAAGGGCCGCUGACAAGCGACGCGACGAGAAUUCGUCCACCUCAAGGCCUGGCCCAGCGACCAAAUCGAGCAGACUUUCCGUUGCAUUGCCUCCCGCGAAACUCACCAAGCCGAUCGCUUUCCGCUUCGAAUCGGACGCGCGGAUAGAAGCGCGGAAAUUGGACUUCCAAUCGAGCGUGCCUACAAGACGCUCGGAGCGUCAUCGUGGCCCGUCGAUCCCAGAUUUCAGGUCCCUGCACGCAGCGCAAUCUGAAUUAGCCGCGAUUAGGAAGGAGCAUAUCAAUCCUACUGUCCCAUUACCUCUCGGGCUCAGUACCGAAACGAGAGCCAAGGAACGCGAGAAGUUCGAGGAGAUCAGGAGGGCAAAGGAAAUGGAGAUUGAACGACAGAAAGAAGAACAGCAGAAGCAGAGAGAACUCGAAGAGCAAAUGGAGAUCAAGGAGUUAAGGAGAAGAGCAGUCCCGAAAGCCAACCAGGUCCCAGAAUGGUAUGCUAAUGCACCCAAACGGAAACAAAGGGGCUCAUGA